Ciona intestinalis (vase tunicate) is the source of this 2413-nucleotide messenger RNA. NCBI's taxonomy places the organism in Eukaryota, Metazoa, Chordata, Ascidiacea, Phlebobranchia, Cionidae. The record is from RefSeq and is a predicted model, not a curated record.
GUAAUUACUUAAAAAUACGAACACAUUAUAAAACCAACAUUCUAUAUUAAUAAAGAUAAUUUUUUUCAAUAAAAAUAUCGGAAAAUUCAGACUUUAGAGUAAAACUUAUUUUUCCUUGAAACGGCUUCGGGGUCCAUAGUUACAAAAAUUUCUGACUUUCAGUGUUGCACGAUUUCAAUUUAUUGUUUCAGAGCAAUUGUAAUAAACAUUCUACAACGUCAUUUGUCGGUGUGUAUAUUUUACAACGUGAUUUAAACAAAGUUUUUAACUUUUAAAAAUAUAAAACCUGUCUUUUUUUAUGCAAACUAUUUACAUUCUGGUCACAAUUUCAAAAUCACUCGUAUGUGAAGUUUCGAUCACGUGUUAAUGUUUUUAUUUUACGCAUGAGUGCGACCGGGGUGUUAAUCCCGAUUUCCAUUUUGUUGCGCAUUUAAACAUUUAACACGGCAAUUAUCAUGUAUAAAAUAGCUCGUUCGCUUUUAAACCUACCUGUGAAGUCUCAGGCUGUGAAGGCAGCGCUAUCUUACGUACAAGGUCAAUCGCCGAAACGCAACACGCGAGAAUAUUUUUACUAUAUUGACCAUCAAGGCCAAUUGUUUAUGGACGAUGCAAAAGUUAAAAAUUUUAUUUCAUGCUUUAAAGAAAAAGAUUUUCUUGCAUUUUUCUUCAGCCGUAUUCGUCUGAAUAGGACAGGACGUUACGAAGACGACUUUCCGUAUUUUUCACCGUGUGGAAGAGAGAAGAAUUACAUUAGGUGUGACGAUCUUCCUAUUGUAUUUACUCAUAUUCUAAAACAAGAUUCUGAAUCUGAUGAUAAAGAUUUCCUUUCAUACGGAUAUGCAGGGGACAAACUAACUUUUCCUUUCCAACCUGAACACCUGUGUAUGCUGCCUGACACUGGCCGGGUAUAUCAUCCAGCCCCAGAUAAAACUGGUGGGGUUGGAUUAGUAAAAUCAAAACUUGCAAUAGAAAUAAGUCAGUAUUUUGGAUAUAACAAACCAUCUGAUACAAGUAUAUUGCAACCCCCUGACUUUUUUACUUGGGGUGGAAAAACUUAUCUUUUGAGCAACCAAAUUUUUAACAAAGUAUUAAAAAAGGAAUCAUAGCUUUAUUACAAUGUCUUCUAGUAGUCUUCAACUUACAGGUACACUAUGCAUGUUGUAUUUUCUACAAGGCAUACCAUACGGUGUGCAAGCAAAAGCUUUGCCAUUGUAUUACCAUAAUGUGUUAGGUUACACAAUUAUGUCAGUAACAAAGCUUUAUUUAUUAAUGACACCUUGGAUAUUUUUGAAACCAAUUGCUGGUUAUUUCAUUAAAUCCCAAAAAGAUGCAAAAUCUGCAAUUUUGGUUGGGUUGGUUGUGAAUUUUGUUGUAAACUCUUUAUUAUUUUUUCCAAGUCCAAAAUCGUAUUGGGGAAACAUAUUUGUCUUGUUUGCUCUUUUUUUUGUCAAUUGUUUAGUUGUAUUAAUAGAUGCCGCAACAGAUUUGUUAGCAAUAUCAUCUGCCAACUCCACUAAUGAUAUAAAGCAUCUAAGUGUAGCCAAUCUUAUUCAAAUUGUAUCUUACAAAUGUGGGGCAAUUUUUGGUGGCUCAACGCUGGUAAUUCUUGGCUUUAAUAAUCUACAUUCAAUGUUUCUUAUCGUGGGAAUAAUUUAUCUAUUUGCAGCUCUAACAUUUAGGAUAUUCUAUAGCUCUGAGACCCAUAAUAGCCCACACAUAGAGAGCACUGAACCAAAUACAACAUCUUCUAUUUACAAGCUAAUUAGUACUUUAUCCGUACAAGGAACUACCCCAUUGCUUGUUUUUGUUUUCAUUUACAAAUUUGGUGAAAUAGCUUCAGGAUCCCUGUACCCGAUUCUGCUGACUCAGCAAAAAUUAAGUUCCGAAAAUGUCACAUUCCUGACAAGCAUUAUAAGCGAAGUAUUGUCACUAUUAGGUUCAUUUUCGGGGGGAUUUUUCUGGUCAGCGGUUAAACCUGUUUCUCCUAUUCAAAUGUUAGUAAAAUAUUUAUUAUCUCUAAGUGUCUUACGAGUAAUACCUUUAGCUCUACAAGUUGUGUCUAUUAACUACAGUGCAAACUUAUUUCCUAUGGCAAUAUUAUCCACAAGCAUGUUGUCUUACUUUGGUGGAUGUGUGAGCACGCUAACAUUUACAUUAAUGAUGUCGGUGUCAUGCAAGGCACCUGAUAAUCUUAAAGGUUUUCAUUAUAGUAUUGUGUCUGCAUUUGAAGUUUGUGGAAAACUAUUUUUUGCUUCAUUUGCUGGUACUAUGUUUAACUGUUUUGGGUUAAAUAAGUCAUAUUUCUUGUUUUGUGCAUUUACAUUUAUAGCAUCAUCCGUUUUGUUUGUUUCACGAAAUAAGUUCAUUUUGAAACCUAAAGAGCAAUAAUAAACUUCAUAUAAAUGUUUCUUCA